CAAAAAUGGGCCUAUGAAAUUUUAAAUUGUGGUUCGAUUAAAUCCUGAAUAAAUGCUUCUAUAAACCCUAGUUUUUUUGCCUCCUCCACAAUUUAUCCCCAUUUCCAACCGGUGUUGCGGAACUAGCUCCAGCCAUGGGUAUUGAUUUGGAAGCCGGAGGCAAGAACAAGAAGACCAAGCGCACCGCGCCUAAAUCCAAUGACAUUUACCUCAAACUUCUCGUCAAGUUGUACCGGUUUCUUGUGAGGAGGACCGCCAGCCGUUUCAAUGCGGUGAUUUUGAAGCGUUUGAUCAUGAGCAGGGUCAACAAAGCCCCGCUUUCACUCUCUCGGCUCGCACAGCACAUGAAGACCAAGGAAGGGAAGAUUGCUGUUGUUGUAGGGCCUGUGACCGAUGAUAUUCGGGUGCAUGACAUUCCUGCCAUCAAGGUUACCGCACUGAGGUUUACCGAAAGAGCCAGGGCUAGGAUUGAGAAGGCUGGAGGAGAAUGCUUGACCUUUGACCAGCUCGCUCUUAGGGCUCCUCUUGGGCAAAAUACGGUACUCCUGAGAGGUUCUCCUAAAGCACGUGAAGCUGUGAAGCACUUUGGUCCCGCUCCUGGUGUUCCCCACAGCCACACUAAGCCUUAUGUGCGAGCUAAGGGAAGAAAGUUUGAAAGGGCAAGAGGAAAAAGAAACAGCAGGGGUUUCAGAGUUUGAGAUAAUUAUUCAUGUUGGCAAAACCAAAAACGGGAUUUUGGCCUUCUCUCUUGAGUUCUGUUUUUUUGUUUCAAUGUAUUGUGGAUUCAAUUAUCAUCGAUUUUACUCUAUUUUCUCGGAACAUCUAAA
Molecule: messenger RNA, 827 nt
Organism: Salvia splendens (bonfire salvia)
Lineage: Eukaryota; Viridiplantae; Streptophyta; Magnoliopsida; Lamiales; Lamiaceae
Product: 60S ribosomal protein L18-2
Exons: 5
Coding region: 135-698 (187 amino acids)
Biological process (GO): translation
Cellular component (GO): cytosolic large ribosomal subunit; ribosome
Molecular function (GO): structural constituent of ribosome; RNA binding
Source: RefSeq, a predicted model, not a curated record